This is a messenger RNA of Larimichthys crocea (large yellow croaker), 2413 nucleotides long. RefSeq names its product ankyrin repeat and SOCS box containing 8 (gene asb8). The record is from RefSeq and is a predicted model, not a curated record. Gene Ontology annotation, biological process: intracellular signal transduction. The transcript is spliced from 4 exons. Gene Ontology annotation, molecular function: protein binding. The coding region runs from base 329 to 1198 and encodes 289 amino acids. Lineage: Eukaryota; Metazoa; Chordata; Actinopteri; Sciaenidae.
UUAAAUAUCUAUAUUGGGAACGUAAGAGCACUUGGCAAAGACGGUGUCAUCCCUGUCGGACACCGUAAAAAAACCGACCAGGACACCGGCAAUUAACGCAAACAUCGAGUAAUCUGAUGUAACGCGGACUGACCCGGCUCGGUCACGUUUAAAUACCGGGAUCAGGGGCUCGAGGCGGAGGGCGUGGCCGUGAGCGGUGACGCGCAGUGUUUAUGUGAAGCCGAGCAGCGAGCACUGAAGACGGUCACCUGUCAGACCUUCACACCGUGGACCACAAACGUGUGCUGUUGUGUCACCCUUGCCCGGGUGCCAUGGUCGUCAGUUACACAUGAGCUCUACUAUGUGGUACAUCAUGCAAAGCAUUCAAAGUAAAUACUCCUUGUCUGAGCGGCUCAUCCGCACCAUCGCAGCCAUCCGCUCAUUCCCACACGACAAUGUGGAGGAUCUCAUUCGUAAGGGAGCUGAUGUGAACCGGAUGCAUGGCACACUUAAGCCCCUGCACUGUGCCUGUAUGGUGGCUGAUGCUGACUGUGUGGAGCUGCUGUUGGAGAAGGGGGCAGAGGUGAAUGCUUUGGAUGGAUAUAACCGCACAGCACUGCACUAUGCAGCAGAGAAGGAUGAGAGCUGUGUGGAGCUGUUGCUGGAGUAUGGGGCCCAGCCAAAUGCCCUGGACGGCAACAAGGACACCCCGCUUCACUGGGCCGCCUUCAAAGAUAACCCAGAGUGUGUGAGGGCUCUGCUGGAGAGCGGGGCCUGUCCAAAUGCCCGGGACUACAACAAUGACACGCCUUUGAGUUGGGCAGCAAUGAAGGGCAACCUGGAGAGUGUCAAAGUGCUAUUAGACUACGGAGCCCAGGUCCAUGUGACCAACCUAAAGGGCCAGACCCCUAUAUCCCGACUGGUGGCCCUGUUGGCCCGGGGCCUGGGCACUGAACAGGAGGAGGAGUGCCUAGAGCUGCUGUGCCGGGCAGCAGGGCGGUUUGAGAUACGACGGGCUGACGGCACCCUUCCCAGGGAGCUGAGUAAGGAUCCCCAGCUGCUGGCGAGGCUGACCAACAUGGUGGCUCAGGCUCCCACACUUCGCUGUUUGGCACGCUGCGCUGUCCGGCAGAGUCUCGGAGUCCAGUUCCUGCCCACUGCUGUAAAAGAGCUUCCUUUACCAGAGACUAUCAAAGACUAUUUACUGCUUAGAGACUGAGGCGAUAAAACCACUUGGGGGCUCUCAGACCUCACUGUCUGAUUAUUAGACAGCUCAUCACACAUACAUGCAUUUAUUGGCAGGAAAGUGUCUCCGUUGAGUUAUAGGAUAUUGUCUGACAGUGGCCCCCAUUAAUCAAACCUUCUAGCAAACUAAUACAGAUUUGAGCACCGAGAGAGAAAUGUGCAAACCUCUCCAAGUCUUUUUCUUUUUUUAUAAUCUAGUGGCUGCACAUCUAAAUGAGCAGAUGAGUUGCACCAGUCCAUGUUAACACUGAUUCACCUAAAAGAAAUAUGCACUUUUUGGUAACUCAGAUCUGACAUGUUGAAAAGAACUCUUGGGUGCAAUAAAUGUGUCUCAGCCCUCCUGCAUGCAGCACAGAAUGAAACUAUAACAUCAGGGUUGUUGGGCUUCAUUUUUUUUAAUUGAGUUCAGUGGUAAAAUGAUCAAAUGCUCAAUACUAAAAUUUAAGAAAGUUUAUGAAUGAGGGCUAAUGUCUAGUCUAGUCUAGUCUCAAUAUAAUGUAGUUAGUAUGAUAAUUGGUGUGGCUAUCUCUCUCUCAAUGACGUCCCAGUGAACUCACAAUGCGAACUAUUACCAAUAAAAACAAACAAAAAAUAAAUAAAUAAAAUAAAGGGAACAGUUUGACUUGCUGUGUAGAAGCAGCAGAGGUUGCACGAUAUUAUCACUGGUUUGACAGAUUGGUUCACAAAAUUUGGCCUCCAUCUCGUCAAAAUUUUUAAAAAAUCAACACUGAUAAAAGUGAUAGCUGUCACUAUUUAUUUGGACUUUAUUGUAUCGAAGGGUGCAGUUGCCAAGGGGGAAUAAAAUGUUUUCGUUUUUUUAAUUAAUAAUUAAUGUUUUCAGUCUUAACUUGAAAACGUUGAAGUUUUCAAAUGUUCUCCCUCAUCUGAAAUUUUGCAAUGUGUUUAAAAAAAACAAAAAAAAACUUUUAUUUUAAAUUAAAUGUUAAAAAAAAAAAAAAAAGUGUUACAACCAUGAAAUGGCAUGAUUACUAAGUUGAAAGAGUCACUAAAUAAGCUCGCAAAAUGUAUUUACGUUUGUUAUGGCAUCUGUCUAAAAUCUGUGCUUGAUUUUGUUUUACUUGUUCUGUAUAAAACAACUUAACCCCUUAGAUAAUGUCUUGUGUACACCUGGAAAAAGUGCAUUUUUUUUCUUUGUCAACGUAAUGAAAGUAAAUGCCUUUAUAUUCCA